CACCACUUCCACAAUCAACCAAAACCUCAACCCCCAAUAUUUGUAAAACCCCUUCAACAUGUCAACCCCACCAAUGUCGACCUUUCUUUUCAUCUUCUCCCUCUCCCUCCUUGUGCCACUACUCCUAGCUCAAGCUCCAUCACCAUCACAUGCCCCUCCUCCUCUUAAACAAUCACCAUCUCCAACACAUGUUCCACCUUCUCCUCCUCUUAAACAAUCAUCAUCUCCAACACAUGCUCCACCUCCUCCACCUCCUAAACAAUCACCAUCUCCAACACAUGCCCCUUCUCCUCCACCUCCUAAACACUCACCAUCUCCAACACAUGCUCCUCCUCCUCCUCUUAAACAAUCACCAUCUCCAACACAUGCCCCUUCUCCUACUUCAUCACCAUCAUCAACACAUGCCCCUCCUCCUCCACCUCUUAAAGCUCCUACUCCUCCUCCUCCACCUUCAUCACCCUCUUCAGCAUGCAAGUCCACACUAUAUCCAAAACUAUGCCGCUCCAUUCUCUCCUCCAUCCGUUCCUCCCCCUCAGACCCCUACAACAUGGGCAAAUUCUCCAUCAAACAAAGCCUCAAACAAGCCAAGAAACUGGCCAAAGUGUUCGAGGACUUCCUCAGAAAACACAAAUCCUCUUCCCUCAACAACGCGGCAAUCGCAGCCUUGGAGGACUGCAGCGAGCUCAACCAGCUGAACGUGAACUACCUGGACUCGGUUUCGCAAGAGCUAAAGUCCGCAAACUCCUCCAACGCAGAGUUUGUGGAGAAGAUCGAAACCUAUCUGAGUGCUGUGGCCACCAACCACUACACUUGCUAUGAUGGGUUGGUGCUGGUCAAGAGCGACAUUGCCAAUGCACUCGCGGUGCCUCUCAGCAAUGCCACCAAACUCUACAGUGUGUCGCUUGGCUUGGUCACGCAGGCUCUCAAGAAAAACCUCAAGAAGCAUAAGACACGCAAACAUGGCCUGCCCACACAGGAUUACAGGGUCAGGCAGCCACUUAAGAACCUCAUUAAGCUUCUUCGCACAAAGUACAGUUGCACAUCAUCCAAUUGCACUAGAAGUGAAAGGAUUCUUAAAGAAAGUGAGAACAAAGGGAUUCUACUAAAAGAGUUUGCGAUUGUGAGCCUUGAUGGCAGAGCCAAUUUCACUUCCAUUGGAGAGGCUAUUGCCUCUGCACCCGAUUUUUUAAGGCCAGAAGAUGGCUAUUUUCUCAUCUAUGUUAGAGAAGGAAACUAUGAGGAAUAUGUUGUUGUUCCCAUUCAAAAGAAGAAUAUCUUGCUUAUUGGUGAUGGUAUCAACAAGACUUGCAUCACUGGAAACCACAGUGUGGCAGAUGGUUGGACCACUUACAAUUCUUCAACCUUUGCUGUUUCCGGAGAAAGAUUCGUUGCAGUGGAUGUUACAUUCAGAAACACAGCAGGCCCUCAGAAGCACCAAGCAGUAGCUGUGAGGAACAAUGCAGACCUCUCCACAUUCUACCGUUGCAGCUUUGAAGGAUACCAAGACACUCUCUAUGUUCACUCCCUCAGGCAAUUCUACAGGGAAUGUGACAUUUAUGGCACUGUGGAUUUCAUUUUUGGCAAUGCUGCUGUGGUGUUCCAGAGCUGCAACAUCUAUGCCAGAAAGCCACUUCCAAAGCAGAAUAAUGCUAUCACAGCACAAGGGAGAACUGACCCCAAUCAGAACACUGGAAUUUCAAUACAGAAUUGCAGGAUUGAUGCUGCUCCUGACUUGGCUGCAGACUUGGAUUCAACAAAGAAUUACUUGGGCAGGCCAUGGAAAGUGUAUUCAAGGACUGUGUUCAUGCAAUCAUAUAUUGGAGAACUGAUUCAGUCUGCUGGAUGGUUAGAGUGGAAUGGCACAGAUGGAUUAGACACCCUCUUUUAUGGUGAGUUUGAUAACCAUGGACCUGGGGCUGAUACCAGCAAGAGGGUACAAUGGAGUGGUUACAAUCUGUUGACUGCUACUCAAGCUUGGAACUUCACGGUGCUUAAUUUUACUUUGGGGAAUACAUGGCUUCCGGAUACAGAUAUACCCUAUGUUGAAGGACUUUAGAUUAGAUAAAGGAAUUUAAUUUUACAAUGGAGAAAAAAUAAAUUUGAUUCACUAUUUGUUAAUUAGAUGUGAUGUAACUAUAUCAUUUUUCUGUUUGAAAAUCUUUCAAAAAGGAGAGGAUGCAAUUCAAAAGGGUCAUGUGAUGAAUGUUUGGAUGCAAUUCAAAAUUUUAUAUCUUGAGAUAAAGUUAUCAUUAUUGAUUAUUUA
Cajanus cajan (pigeon pea) is the source of this 2263-nucleotide messenger RNA. Its product is annotated as putative pectinesterase/pectinesterase inhibitor 25. Lineage: Eukaryota; Viridiplantae; Streptophyta; Magnoliopsida; Fabales; Fabaceae. Gene Ontology annotation, molecular function: enzyme inhibitor activity; pectinesterase activity. The record is from RefSeq and is a predicted model, not a curated record. Gene Ontology annotation, biological process: cell wall modification.